CUAUUUCACCGAAACCUGCUACAGAAGGCAAUAAAUGGACGAAGAAAAGUUAUAAAAAAGACGCGCCUUGGAAACAAAAAAUGAUUCAUUGAUGAAGCACAUUAAAUGUGAAAGAAAUCAGAGCAGAGUAAUGAACAAGCAGCAGCUUCAGCUUUCAGCGAUGUUUUUCUACCUUAUCGCGUUUGUUAAUGCAUCAGGAUGGAUGGCAUGUCCCGAGUUAAGUCCAGCAUUACGAUUACCCUGUAAAUGUCAAAUCGAGCAAAAUGGAUUGGACGAGCAAUUAAAAGCAGUUGGCAUGAAUUGCGAUCAUAUCGUCUUUACGUCAGAUACGCCGCAGAUUCCUUUCGGUGCUCCAAUCACGACUUUCUCGCAGCGAUAUUCUGGACAACAAACGCUGCCAACACAGACUUUUGCAACAUCGAAUCUACCGAUAAAGAAACUUGAUUUCUCGCACAAUGCUAUACGAAGAUUGGCUGAUAAAGCGUUCAAUGGAAUACAGGAUACGUUAAUUGAGUUGAGAUUAACUGAUAAUUUAUUCGGCGACUCUUUGAAUCCGAUUUUCUCAACGAUUGAGUUCCAGACACUGACCAACUUACUGAUACUGGAUUUGUCCGGAAAUAAGAUUAAAGCGAUCGAAGAAGGAAUCUUAAAAGGAUGUGAGAAACUCGAUGAAUUUCAAAUGAAUCACAAUAGUUUAUCAGCUGUUCCAACAAACUCUUUGAAUGGUCCAUUAUCGCUUCGGAUUUUGUCUUUGCGUAAUAAUCACAUUUCAGUUGUAAGAUCAGAAGCUUUCGCCGCCCAACCAGGCCUUGAGAAGAUUGAUUUGCGUUACAACCGAAUCAAUCAAUUAGAGAGCGACGCUUUCGGUCAACUAACGAAAGUGAAGGAAAUUCUCUUAGCUGGCAAUCGUCUUACUCGAAUGAACAGCGACGUCUUCGAGGGCAUUGAUACUUUGCAAAAGCUCGAUUUAUCAGAAAAUUUCAUCACAAGUUUUCCUGUUGUGGCAUUGAGGGAAAUUGAAAAUGUAAAAGUACUCAACCUGUCAUCCAACAUGAUCAAAAAGAUGGACGCAACUUAUCUUCAAUCACUGAAAUCAUUACAAAUAUUGGAUUUGAGUAGAAAUGGAAUAACAUCAAUUCCACCGGGAACUUUUCGAGAGCAGAAGAAUUUGAGAUUCCUUGAUUUAAGUUUGAAUUCUCUGAGAACAAUUGAAGAUGAUGCCUUGGAAGGUCUCAAUUCACUUCAAACUUUGAUUAUUCGUGACAACAACAUUCUUCUAAUUCCUGGCAGCGCUCUUGGUCGUUUACCAAAGCUUUCGAAUCUUUAUCUAGACUAUAAUCGUGUCGCUGCUUUAUCAUUUGAAAUUCUUGGUUCAAUUCAAGCUGAAGAUAUUCGCUACAUGUCGCUUAGUCGCAAUGUCAUCAGAGAACUUCCUGGCGGAAGUUUUCAAAUGUUCAAGAAUCUUUUAUUCUUGGACCUUUCUGGAAAUUCUCUUGCAAUUCUUAAUUCUGAGAUGUUUGUUGGUUUGGAAAAUUCUUUAAUGGAGUUGAAAUUGGGACAAAACAAAAUCACAAAUAUUGGAAAUAUUCCAUUGAAGCUUUCACAGUUGAGACGAUUGGAUUUGAGUUAUAAUAACAUCGUUGACAUCCCGAAAAAUGCUUUCGAAGGAAUUGAGAAUUUGAUGUACUUAAAUAUGAGUAAUAAUCAUCAUUUAGCUCCAAUGCCGAUAAAUCUUCUCAGUCCAUUAUCAAAACUUCAGACAUUUGACAUUUCCAACAUUGGAUUGAGAAUGAUUCAACCUGAACUCUUCGCAAAGUCACCAAAUUUGAGAACAAUUGUCAUUAAAAGUAACAAAGUCAGUGAACUUUCUGAAGGAACUUUCAGCAAUCUAAGAAACUUAACAACCGUUGAUUUAUCAUUCAAUAACAUUGUAACAAUAAAGCCAAGUGCUUUCAUCAACGCCAUGAACAUUCGACAAUUAUCAUUAAAAGGAAAUCAAUUGAGUGCUUUCAAAGGUGAAAUAUUCAACACUGGAACUGGUCUUGAAGAGCUCGACAUCUCCGAAAAUCAAUUAAGUUAUCUCUUUCCAACAUCAUUCAGAAUUCAUCCAAGAUUGCGACGAUUAGUUGCAUCGAAUAACAAAUUCAAUUUCUUCCCAGCUGCAAUCAUUGCUGGUCUUCAAUUCUUGGAGCACAUCGAUUUAUCUAACAAUGAAUUGAAAACUGUUGAAGAAUUGGACUUCGCGAGACUCCCACGAUUAAGACAAUUAAUCUUGUCACGAAAUAAUCUCGAAUCAAUCAGUGAAAUGGCAUUUCACAACUCAUCCCAACUUCAAUAUCUCGAUUUGAGCAUGAAUAAACUCGAGAGACUUGGUGAGAGAACUUUUGAAGGCUUAGCGAGAAUUGAAUUCAUGAAUUUGGAUGGCAAUCAAUUAUCAGAACUUCCUGAAACACUUUUCGAACGAUCGCGAUUACAAAUGUUGGAGAAUAUCAUUUUAUCGAACAAUAAAUUUGAAACAGCGCCAUUGAAGUCACUUCAGCGACAAUAUUACUUCGUGAGUUUUGUUGAUUUGAGUAACAAUAAAAUCAGUGAAAUUCCAGCUGAUGACAGCAUCAUGGUUAACAUCAAACGACUCGACUUAUCCUACAACCCUCUCAAUGAAGAUUCCGUCAAAAACAUUUUAAGUGAACCUAAAACAGUUCGUGAAUUGAAUUUAGCGGGAACGGGCAUCAAACACAUUACGUCGCUUGAAACUCCUUUCCUUCAGAACCUUAACUUAUCGAACAACGAUUUAAGAACAUUGGAUGACAAGAUUUUCGAGCGAGCAACACUUCUCGAGAGUUUGGAUCUGUCAAAUAAUCAUUUGAAGAACUUAAAGCCACUUUCAAUGAUUUGGCCGAAACUUCCAAGCUUGCAAGUUCUUGAUCUGUCAAAUAACUCAUUUGAAAUUAUUGCACAAGGUGAUUUUGAUAAUCUUGAGAUGCUUCGAUUAUUGUCGAUUCAUAGUUUGGAGAAAUGUUCGAGAAUUGAAAAAAAUGCUUUCAAAAAUCUUCCAAAUCUUUCCGAAUUGAAAGCUUAUGACUAUCCGAUACUUGGUUACAUGGAUGUCCAAGGAAUUCUCGCUGAACUUCCAGGUUUAGAGAAAUUGGACAUUGAAUUGAAAGAUGCAGCAGUUGGCAGUGAUCAACUACAACCAGCUAACCAUCCAAGAUUGAAAGAAUUGGGCAUUAGAGGAUACAGAUUAAGAUCGAUCUCAAGUAGUUCGUUGGCGGGUUUGAAAAGCAAAGAUUUAUUCAUAAAAUUACGCAACACAUCAUUAAGCAACAUUCAGCCAGCAUUACUUUUCCCUGUUCCAAGAUCGGCGAAUUUGCAUUUGGAUAUUUCCGGUUCAAUGAUUACAGUUCUCACGCCACAAUUGUUGAAUACAUUAGAAGACAGAAGAAACAGUUUACAACUGAGUGGAUUGGGUUCAAAUCCCAUUCAUUGCGAUUGUAAUGCUCGAGCACUUCGUAGGUGGCUUCCAAGUUCACAUAUGACAGAUUUGAAAUGUGUUACACCGGAUGAUUUGAACGGAAAACUUUUGAUUGAAGUUGGUGAUGAUGAAUUAACUUGUAAUCCGAGAAAGUCAACAACAUAUUCCCAAGAAGAAUCUUCAACAUUUCCGUCGUUACCACCAAAACCAUCAUCAAGAAUUCUCACGCGUCCAACAACACAAGAACCUGACAUAAUUUGGAGUGUUCCAAUCACGCAAUCAGCAAAGAUCAAAACGAAAUUACCUCAAAUUAAGCAGCCAAUGACUAAUGACGAUACUUUGAUCAUUGGAAUUGUUGGAGGUGUUGUUGCAUUCAUUGCGAUUCUCAUUAUUGUCAUUUGUAUUGUUCGGCUGAGAAUGAGUGGGCCAAACUAUCCCAGUACGCAUUUGAUGCCAAUGCCAAUGGGGCCUGGCAGUGUUCAACUGAGUUACAAAGCCGCUCCAACAAUCUACGCAGUUCCCCCAUACGCUACUCAAAGCUACGCAACGCUUCCUCAUAAAAUGUCUUCAUCGUCUCAACCCUCGCUGAGACAAAACUUCUCAACCAUGGGACGAAUGCAAGCGAAUGGUCAGCAACAACAGCCUUACUACAUCUACCAAGAUGACAAGGCUUAUAGAUAGUAAAAUAAAAAUUUAAUUAAUUUAAUUGUGUAACAUUUACACAGCAGAGAUUUUGCGUGAAUGAUGAUGAAUGAAUGCGAAAGAUUUUUUAACUUUUUGUUUUUCUUUUAAUCUUCUUCACACGCACGACUGAAGGUGAUUAAUAUUGUUUAUCGUUGUUUAAAAAUAACAUUUCAUUAAAAGUAUUUAACACCUUCCUGGCACGUGUGAGACUUGUGGAUGAUGAUGAUACGAAUUUUUUCCUUUUUUAAAUAAAAAAAUCUGUAAAUAUUGUUUGAAAAGAAAGAAACAAUGGACAUGCAAGAAAAAAAAAUUAUGUUGUAGUUUAAUUGACCUUCAGGUGUAACUUUGUAUGUUGACAAAAUGACGAAAUAAAUUUAUUGAAAUUCAUAAAUAUUUUUGUUUCUUAACAUUGAAAUGUCGUGUUGUUAUUCGUCUACUUUUUCCUCGUUUUCUUCAUUCGAUGCAUGCUUUUUCUUAGCUUUCAGGAAUUCGUCGAACGUCGAGUUUAUUUCAGGACUGCUUUCGGCUUGCUUAGUAACAUCCAAAUUUUUGAUUUUGAUUUGGCGGCAAAUAUGCUUCUUAGCUUCUUCUAUAGUUGGAGUUCCAACAUGAACAGAAGCAUUGGUCUCUGUUGAAGUUGUAAUGACUUCAGUCUCAUCUCUUUUUUCAACUUGCAUUUGCUUUUUAAUCUUUAUCUCCUUUGAUUUUUCUUGCAGAGUUUCUUUGAAAGAUUCGCUCAAGAAAUCGUCAUCGCUACUGUAACUUUCAAAAUAUUCGUCGUCGCUUUUUGUACUCUCUGGUAUUGAACGUUUUGAUGAUUUCUUCAAACUUUCAUUUGUAAUAAUAUCGCCUAAGAAAUAAUCCUUAAUCUCUUGUUUGGUUGGUGGUGUAAUUUUCACUAAAUUUUCCAUUUUUAGAAGCCUAAGAAAAGUUCUAAGCAGUUAUUAUUUUAUUUGAUAAAAGUGAAUCUCAAUUCGUUCUUAAUCACUUCGAAUAUGAAUGAAAUUUUAAUUAGGGGUAAUUAUAGAAAAUUUCUAUUUUUUUAAAAUCUAAACAAUUGUGCAUCUAUGUCUAC
Molecule: messenger RNA, 5231 nt
Organism: Clunio marinus
Lineage: Eukaryota; Metazoa; Arthropoda; Insecta; Diptera; Chironomidae
Source: the annotation of a GenBank genome assembly